Messenger RNA from Coprinopsis cinerea okayama7#130, 912 nucleotides. RefSeq lists its product as hypothetical. Gene Ontology annotation, molecular function: GTP binding. NCBI's taxonomy places the organism in Eukaryota, Fungi, Basidiomycota, Agaricomycetes, Agaricales, Psathyrellaceae. Bases 1 to 912 code for a protein of 303 amino acids. The record is from RefSeq and is a predicted model, not a curated record. The transcript is spliced from 2 exons.
AUGGACCCCACCCCCGUCAUGGGAUGCUUUCCUUCCAAAGCAGCGUCACCUGGUUCCUCGACCAGCAAAAAUCCCCCACCAAGCAAAAAGAAUACCAAGGCAACAACCGCAAAGCCGUCAACUAACACACCGGAACGCCCAACGCCACGAGUGUCCCAGCCCGCUGUCGUCCCAAACCUCGUGGUGUUUGGGGAGACUGGCGCAGGCAAGAGCUCUUUCAUCAAUAUGCUCGCCGGUCGUGAUGUCACCAAAGCCUCCAGUUCGGCCAAAGGUGUCACCUCCAAGAACUUGGAAUUCAGCCUCAAGAUCGAGAACCAGGAUUACCGGAUAUGGGAUACCGCUGGGCUGAACGAGACUGACAAGGGAACGGUUUCGUCGCAGAAGGCGCUCGAGAACUUGCGAACCCUUAUUCAAAACCUUGCCCAGACAUCCAGCGGCGUCAACCUGCUCAUCUAUUGCAUAGCAGGACAGGGAUUCAGCGAGAUUCUCCGAAUCAAUUUCGAUUUGGUUUGGGGAAUCAUGUGCCAAGCUCGUGUUCCCAUCUUGAUAGUGAUAACGAAGCAGGAGCUCGCCGAGGGUGACAGCUGGUGGAAAACGCACUCAUCACGGCUGUUGCUUCCAGGGAUUGCCGCACAGCACCUUCAGCACUUACCGAUUGUCGCGACCAAAGGGAAGGAUAACCGAUACGCUUCCCAGUACGAGAAGUCGUGUGUCGAGGUGAAGAAACUUAUUCGACAAAUGGUGAACGGUCCGGGAUGGAAGCCGCCACCCUCCACAUGGCCGGUAGUACGGAAACAGAUGGCGGCCUAUGGUAACCAGAGGAAGGCCUCGAAGAAGGGGGAGGAUCGGAAACUAGUAGUAAAUAAUUACAAAACGUCCAGUACUACUAAGGUCAAUAAAACGAAGCGGUAG